AUGGCGUCGCUGCUCACCCUAAUGACCAACGUCCUCCUUGGAUACGUCGGCCUCAUCCUCUUCUUUUACUUGCUCUCGCUCGCAAUCCCCCGCGCCGGCUUCGUCGCCCGCGUCCUCGUCUCGUACGCCAACAUCCUCGCCGCCGCCAUCUUCGGCGGCCUCGCCUCCAUCUUCCUCACCAUCAUCGGCCAACAGCGCAUCUCGCAAUGGGUCACCGGCCGUUGGUUCCACUUCACCAUGCGUUGGACCACGGGCAUCCGCUUCACCGUCGACGACCCCCGCGACAUCCUCGGCACCACCCGCCCCGCCGUCUUCGUCGGCAACCAUCAGUCCGAGCUCGACAUGCUCAUGCUCAGUAAAAUGUUCCCCAAGUACUGCAGCGUCACCGCCAAGAUUGACCUCAAGCCCAUCCCCUUUCUCGGCUGGUUCAUGCGCCUCAGCGGCACCAUCUUCAUCAACCGAAACAACUCCAAGGACGCGAGGCACGCCAUGGCCGGCGCCGCCAAGGAGAUCCGCGACAAGCGCCAGAGCGUCUACAUAUUCCCCGAGGGCACGCGUAGCUACACGAAGGAGCCCGAGCUCUUGCCCUUCAAAAAGGGCGCUUUCCACCUUGCCAUCCAGGCUGGCGUGCCCAUUGUGCCCUGCAUCACCGCCAACUACAGCCACAUCCUGUACCUCAAGAACAUGGUCUUCAAGUCGGGCACCAUUCCCAUCAGAAGUGCGCCAUCCCCCCCAUGGCCGAGCGCCAUAUACCCUCGUCUUGCUCUCGCUUGUGCUAAACAUGCUGCAGUCCUCGACCCCAUCCCUACCAAGGGCCUUACCUCUGCCGAUGUCGACGAGCUGUCCCGCACCACGCGCGAGCUCAUGCUCAAAGAGCUCAUCAUUCUCUCCGCCGAGGCCAAGGGCCAGCCCAUCCCCGACUCCGGCCCGCUCAACGGCUCCCCCGUAGCCACCAGCACUGGCAUCGACACCAGCUCCUAG
Messenger RNA from Drechmeria coniospora, 981 nucleotides. Its product is annotated as AtaAp protein. Gene Ontology annotation, cellular component: endoplasmic reticulum; membrane. The record is from RefSeq and is a predicted model, not a curated record. Gene Ontology annotation, molecular function: 1-acylglycerol-3-phosphate O-acyltransferase activity. NCBI's taxonomy places the organism in Eukaryota, Fungi, Ascomycota, Sordariomycetes, Hypocreales, Ophiocordycipitaceae. Gene Ontology annotation, biological process: phosphatidic acid biosynthetic process. Bases 1 to 981 code for a protein of 326 amino acids. The transcript has a single exon.